AUGGAUGAAGAAGUUGAGGAUCUUACGACAGAAAUAGAGCAAAAUGAAAAUGUAGUAAAUGGAGUAAAGGAACCCAAGGUUGGGAUGAUAAUUGAUUCCAUUGAUGAUGUUGUUGAGUUCUACAGAAAGUAUGCAAAGGAAAAGGGUUUUGGCAUGUCCAUAAGAACCUCAAAAAAAGUAGGAGGUGAGGUGAGAUAUGUGACAGUUGCUUGCAAUCAUUCAGGAAAGCCAAGAACAAGAGGUAUGAAAGUUAAUCAAUUGCACCCACAAACAAAAACAGAUUGCAAAGCUAAGAUCACGACAGUCAUAUUGGCCGAUGGAAAGUGGAAGUUGAGCUCUUUUGUUCUUAAUCAAAACCAUGUUGUAAGUCCAGGGAAAGCUCGAUUUCACAGAUGCCAUAGAGUUCUUAAUGCAAAUGUGAAAAGAAAGCUUUUAGUGUAUGCCAAAGCUGGAGUUAGAGCGAACAAAAGUUACACUAGGGGUUCUUUUUGA
Messenger RNA from Rhododendron vialii, 492 nucleotides. Its product is annotated as protein FAR1-RELATED SEQUENCE 2-like. The transcript has a single exon. Bases 1 to 492 code for a protein of 163 amino acids. Lineage: Eukaryota; Viridiplantae; Streptophyta; Magnoliopsida; Ericales; Ericaceae. The record is from RefSeq and is a predicted model, not a curated record.